GACGUAUAAUAUUUGUAAAUAAUAAUAUUUACGAUAUGCAUAUGCUUACAUGGGUUAUUGAAAUACUGUAAUAAUUCAGCUGCCUAAAUUACUGCCAGAUUGUCGCGUGUAUAGUAAAAGGCCCCCAAAAUAUUACGUUUAGCUAUGGUAGUGGAAAUAAGGGACUACGUACGGUCACCGGGUCAAGUGUUAAGAUUAUAUUACAGACAUUAUUUCUGCGUUUCGGAAAUAUGUAAGACGUCAUGUGGCUUUUCUCUAUUCAGUGAGAACGUAUAUGGGGAUUUGACUUCGAAGAUUGAGCGAUUAUAGUUCUUGGAAACAAAAAUCUUCGAUAAAACUGGGGCUGUCGUUCUCUGGUCGACAUGGCCGUGGUAUGCCUUUAGCACAGUAGGCUGUAGCCAGUGUGAGUACACCAUCGAGUCCGAUCGCACCAUCUUAGAAACAACGUCCGUCUUUGCAGAGGGACGGGAAUCCAGGGCUAGUGAUUUUUGGUUUAUUUUCGCAAUCUAUAAUUAGUAUGCGUAUUUUUUUUUUUAUUUGAUUUUCAAGUGUAUACAUAUUAUAUUGUCUGCAAAAUCUAUUUCGAGUGCGUAUUUCGUGUUAUCUAUAUUCCUAUCACAGUACCAUUAUCCAUAGGCAGCUACUAACCAGGUAAACUUCUUAAAUCAUUUGGGAUGUCCAAGUCCAACUACACCAACUACAAUGUUUCGAGUCACAACAUUUCAAAUGUUGUAACAACCACAACGACAGCUCCAACUACAAUAAUUUUGACUACAUCAGAACCAACACCAAUAAUUAAAAUACUACCAACUACAAAGGAUCGACACCCAUUAUGGAUUAGCAGAAGUAAAAAGGGAAGAAUUCGAAGGCGUAAAUAUAAAGAACAGCAUGGUAUACCUACGAGACCAUAUCCGACCACAACAAUACUAUCGCCAAGUACAAUUUCACCAACCACAAUUUGUCCAAACACAAAACCAGAAGCAAUAAUGACACCAGUUAAUACAAACAAUGAAACAACAACACCUAUGUCAUCAACCACAACAUUUCGAACUAAAAUUCCACCAGCACAAAGUACAAUUUCACCAACUACAAUGUUUCCAGAAACAAAAACCCUGGAAAUAAUGACACCAGUGAAUUCAAACACUGCAUCAACAACAACGAUUGCACCAACCACAAUAAUUCCAACUAUAACUCUGACAAAUCCAACUACAGAAAUACAAACAAUCACAGCUGAAAUAUUUCCAGACACAAAAACACUAGCAACAAUGACAUCUGUAAUUUCAAACACUGAAACAACGACCAUGGCAUCAACCACACCAUUUCUAACUACAAUUCCACCAGCACAAAGUACAAUUUCACCAACUACAAUGUUUCCUGAAACAAACACUCAAAUCACAAACACACCAAUAAUUUCAGACAUUGCAACUACAACUAUGGUAUUAACCACAACAAGUGCAAUGUCUCAAACCACAAGGAUGAAACACCCAUUACGAAUUAGCAAAAGUCAAAAGAGAAGAAUUCGAAGGCGUAAAUAUAAAGAACAGCAUGGUAUACCAACGAGACCAUAUCCAACCACAACAAUACUAUCGCCAAGUACAAUUUCACCAACCACAAUUUGUCCAAACACAAAACCAGAAGCAAUAAUAACACCAGUAAAUACAAACAAUGAAACAACAACACCUAUGUCAUCAACCACAACAUUUCGGACUAAAAUUCCACCAGCACAAAGUACAAUUUCACCAACUACAAUGUUUCCAAAAACAAAAACCCAAGAAAUAAUGACACCAGUAAAUUCAAACACUGCAUCAACAACAACGAUGGCACCAACCACAAUAAUUCCAACUAUAACUCUGACAAAUCCAACUACAGAAAUACAAACAAUCACAGCUGAAAUAUUUCCAGACACAAAAAUACCAGCAAUUUCAAACACUGGAACGACGACUAUGGUAUCAACCACAGCAUUUAUAAAUACAACAACACUAGCACCAAGUAUAAUUUCACCAAUUACAAUUCUUUCAGAAAGAAAAACUCCAGUGACAAUAGCACCAAUAAUUUCAAACGCUGCAACAACAACAACAUUUAAGGCAUCAAUCACAACAAUUGCAAUGUCUCCUACCACAAUGGCUCAACACCCAUUAUAUAAAAGCAAACUACAAAAUAAAAGAAGGUUAAGGAGAAAAUACAAUGAACAGACAAUUAUCGCAUUGACCAAAAUAUAUCUAACUACAACAACACCAUCAUUAAGUACAAUAUCACCAACCACAUUUUUUCUAGACACAAAAACAUCAGUUAAUUCAAAUACUGUAACAACAACAACAAUGGCACAAACAGAAAUAAAUACAUCAAUAACUCUGACAACGUCAACUAAACAAAUACCAACCAUUCCAUCUAAAAUAUGUAUAUACACUACUACAUCAACAACAAUGACACCAGUAAUUACAAACACUGAAACAACGUCUAUAGCAUCAACCACAACAUUUCUAACAACAACAAGACCGUUAUCAAGUACAAUGACGCCAACUACAAUGUUCCCAGACUCAAAAACACAAACAGAAAUAACUUCAGUAUCAUCAAAUACUGUAAACAUAACAGCGAUAACACCAACCAUAAUAAUGAAAACUACAGCAGCUAAAACAAACCCAAGUAAAAAACCAUCAAUCACAAGGAAUCGACACUCAUUAUGGAUUAGCAAAGAACGAAAGAGAAGAAUGUUUAGGAACAAAUAUAAUAAACAGAAAAUUAUGCCAUCAACUAAAGAAUUGCUAUCUAUAACAACACCAUCAUCAAGUACAAGAUCACCAACCACGAUGUUUCCAGAAACAAAAACCCUGGAAAUAAUGACACCAGUGAAUUCAAACACUGCAUCAACAACAACGAUUGCACCAACCACAAUAAUUCCAACUAUAACUCUGACAAAUCCAACUACAGAAAUACAAACAAUCACAGCUGAAAUAUUUCCAGACACAAAAACACUAGCAACAAUGACAUCUGUAAUUUCAAACACUGAAACAACGACCAUGGCAUCAACCACACCAUUUCUAACUACAAUUCCACCAGCACAAAGUACAAUUUCACCAACUACAAUGUUUCCUGAAACAAACACUCAAAUCACAAACACACCAAUAAUUUCAGACAUUGCAACUACAACUAUGGUAUCAACCACAACAAGUGCAAUGUCUCAAACUACAAGGAUGGAACACCCAUUAUAUUUAAGCAAAAUACAAAAGAGAACUAUGUUAAAGCGAAAAUACUAUGAACAGAAAUAUAUGGCAUCAGCUAAAACAUUUCUAACUACAACAACACCAUUACCAAGUACAAUAUCAUCAAACACAUUGUUUCCAGACACAGAAAAAACAGAAAUAAUGACACCAGAAAUGUCAAACAAUAAAACAACAACAUCUAUGUCAUCAGCCACAACAUUUCGAACUACAAAAAUAUCAACACCAAGUACAAUGUCAACCAGCUGCUCUAUGUUUCCAGACGCAAAAACCCCACCAACAAUGACACCAGAUAUUUCAAAUACUGUGGCAACAACAACGAUGGCACCAACCAUCAUAAUUCAAACUACAACAACACCAACACCAAGUAAAAUAUCACCAACCACAAGGAUUCGGUGGUUUGAUCUAAUUGAUGAAAUGGAUCUGUUCAACGGCGAACCUGACCAAACAAUGAUAGUGCCAAUCACAACAACAACACGUAGUGUGUCACCAAUUACAAUAUUUCCAGAAACUAAAACUCCAGUCACAAUAACAUCAAUAACUUCUAACACUGCUACAAAAACUAUGACAACAACCAUAAGAAAUCAAACUACAACACCCAGAAGAUUCCCAACUACAAUACCCAGAAGAUUUCCAACUACAACACCCAGAAUAUUUCUAACUAAAACAACGUCAAUACCAAGUACCAUGUCCCCAACCACAAUAAUUUCGGAUACAACAAUGCCAGCAACAUCAACCACUGCAACAAUAACUAUGGCAUCAACCUCAACAAGUGAAAUGGCACCUAUCACAAAGACUUCAAUCCCGUUAGAGUUAAGCAAAUCACAAAAGAGAAGGUUGAAAAAGCGAAUAUUCAAACAGAAUAACAUGCCAAUACCCAAAACAUUUCCAGCUACAACAAUUACGACCACGCCAACUACAACAAUGACGACCACGCCAACUACAACACCACCAAUUAUUCCAACUACAAUACAGCCAACUACAAUGUUUCCAGACACAACAACAUUAACAACAACCGCACCAGUACAAUUUCAAAUGCCGCAACAAAAUCAUCAAUUUUACCUAUCACAACAUCUCCAACGACACCAACACCAAGUACAAAAUCACCAACAACAGUAUUUCCAAAUACAACAACACCAACAACGCCAAUGUUUUCAAACACUGCAACAACAACGGCGAUGGCUCCCACCACAACAAUUCUAUCAACAACAAUACCAACACCAAGUACAAAAUCACCAACAACAGUAUUUCCAAAUACAACAAAACCAAUGUUUUCAAACACUGCAACAACAACAGCGAUGGCCCCCACCACAACAAUUCUAUCAACAACAAUACCAACACCAAGUACAAAAUCACCAAUCACAGUUUUUCCAGACACAAUAUAACCAGCAACAAUGAUACAAGUAAUUUCAAGCACUGUAACAACAAUAAUUAUUUUAUUAACCACAACAGUUCUACAACACACCAACACCAGGACUCCAAACUUAUACCUUUGCUUAACUUAUAGUUAAGAAUUUAUUACAUAUUCAGAAAAUGAUGGCAAUAACAAAACAAUUCCAGUUACAAAAAAUGUAAAUUACACCAACACCAAUAAUAUAACAAUAUUACUAAUUACACGUUCUCCAUAUCAAAACAUGUUACGCGAAAGCAAGAGAUAAUAAAUAUAUUUAAUACAAAAUACAAGUUUAGGAAUAAUAAAAAAAAAAAACAUAAAAAAAUAACUUUAGUUCAUAAUGUGAUCUAUUACGAACAUAAUAUUACCACAACUCUUCAUAACAAAAUACUAUAAAAGAAUACAUAUUUUAUUUUGCUUUACCUCACGCCAAUAUAAAAACAUGGCAGUUCACAGUUGUACUACCUACACAUAUAAUUGUUCUAAAAAAUAUAGUUUAUAGUAGGUAUAUCCAAAUUUACACAAAAAGUUUUAUUCAAUAUUAAUUUUUAUUGUUGUUUUGUAUCUGUAGUCUAUACCAUUCAUAUAAUUGAUUUUUUAUGUUUUAUUAUAUCCACACUGCCAUUUUAAUUGUAACUAUUAAUACAAUCACUACACUUUAUUACACAAUAUUAUAAUAUGUAAUCAAAUAAAACUGUAUACCUAUAAUGUAAUUCACCGCAGCGAGUACGUGGUGAAAAAUUGAAUUUCUAUACAAUUAAUAGUAUAAAAUAUUUCCAUGUUAUUAUGUAUAAAUAAAUAAACAGAAUAGCUAAUUCCAAAGUAACCAUAUUGGGUGUAGAAUAACGCAAUAUGUAUAUUAUUAUACAUAAAAAUAUACACACAAGUGUGAUCAAACGCACCAAUGCUCUACAAAAUACCACAGAUGCUCUCCUAGCAAAAAUUGCGUUGCACAAGACACACAUAACUAAUGGCCGUAUCGAACUCCUAUAACAUUUCUUACCACCGAUACUCGUAAAAUGUAGAAGUCAUGACAUUAUCAUAAACUGAUUGACUGUGACAUCUAUACAAGGGUUGAACGAAAACAACCAUAUUGCAGCGUCUCUUAGUAAAAGUCUCAACACUUGACGUCCAUCUCGACUUUUUAUUACUAAAAUGAGUACCUACUUACUUGCCGUCCUCACAUAAUAAUAUUAUGUACAUAUUGGGUUAUUCAAACAUCCGGUUAUGGUCAUAUAGGAUUAACUAUUUUUUUUACUAUUAAACAAACUUGCUUGUUACUUUAU
Messenger RNA from Acyrthosiphon pisum (pea aphid), 5897 nucleotides. RefSeq names its product mucin-2-like. The transcript is spliced from 2 exons. NCBI's taxonomy places the organism in Eukaryota, Metazoa, Arthropoda, Insecta, Hemiptera, Aphididae. The record is from RefSeq and is a predicted model, not a curated record. Bases 675 to 4616 code for a protein of 1313 amino acids.